UGCUACAGCAGCUCCUAAUCACCCUGCCCAUGGAGGCCAGCACCUGGGUGAAGUUGCGCCAUCCAAAGAAGGCCAAGGAGGGGGCGCCCCUGUGGGAGGAUGUGACUAAGAUGUUUGAAGGAGAAGUGAGGAAAUUUGAAUCAAAUGAGAGACCUGUCCAGGCACUUCUUGGCUAGGUCAGAAGUAGAAGGCAGCAGGGAAAGCACCAGGUGAGCCUGGAGUAUCUUGUGCUAGAAAGCAAGGAAGAGUCCAAAGACUGAUGGACAUGUACCAGCAAGAUGGCAAGUUUGGAGAAACUUAGGACUGUUAAGUAUACAGAUUGAUUGUAACACCUUGAAUAAAUAUAAUUCCAUAAGUUCAUGAUGACACUUAAAAUAGAGAAAGGAGGAAGACUCAUUAACCAACAGUGGUGGUGAUUCAUAUGCUGAUUUCUCACUUUGGAAAUAAAUUAUUAUGGGAACGAAGAAUGCAUUUACCUUGCGUUUUAGAUCAUUUGCAAUUGCUGAGGGAAAGCUUUUUACAGAAAAUAUCUGCCAAUAAAAAGAGUAGAAGGAAUGAUAAGCUAUUUUACUAUAAAUGAAAUAAUUGAAAAGCUAAUGGGGCAGGGUAUUCACAGGGUGCCAAAGUAUUGCCCCCAUAAAUUACUUGCUAAAUUCUAAGGAAAGAACAUUCUUUUCCAAUGGCGAUAUCUGGUGGUCACUGUCUUUUUUUUUUUUUUUUUUUAAGAUUUUAUUUAUUUACUUAAGAGGGAGAGGAAGAAGCAGACUCCUCACUGAGCAGGAGUGAGUAGUGGGGCUUGAUCCCAGGACCCUGGGAUCAUGACCUGAGCCAAAGGCAAAUUCUUAACCAUCUGAGCCACCCAGGUGCCCUUGGUGGUCACUCUCUUAACCAAAUGUGUCAAUGAUGGGAUAACCUCACAUUUUGUGUCUUCUGGGUAGUGUAAUAAAAAGCACAUUAGUAUCACUCAUGAAGAAUUCCUGCCAAAAUAUUUAACCUGGUCCUAAAUUGAGCUUAAAGGCUGAACUUCUGGCUUAAAGAAAAUACAGGGGAUUGACAAGGUAAACCUUAAGGUAAGGACAAUGAUUUAUUUGCCUUAAUUCCUAGUUCAUAUUUUUAAUAGCUAAAUUCAGCCAGUAUUGGAAUUCUAGCAACCUGGCAGGGUGUUAUGCUUAACACUUUAGCAGAUAGAAAAAAAAAAUGAACCAGAUAGUUUCUACCCAUAUAUUCAUACUAAUAUUCAAUUGAGGAAGAUAAUUAUAUAAAUAAAUAUAACAGGAGGCAGUCUGAGAUCGAUAUCUAAGCCGAGAUAAAAACAAGCUUUGGAAGAGUACAGGGAAGAGGAGGCUUUCUUUUCAUUAAGAGUGUUUGAGAAAACUUCACCUGAACCGGUCCAGAAGGAUAUCUCAGUUUUUCACCAAGUAGGAGGUAUGUUCAAAGAAGGGUGACUGGGGCUAUGUGGGUGGGUGAGUCCAGUGGAUGAAGAAGGGUAGAGAAACAACAAUGGACUGGUCAUGGAGGAUCUUGAAAUCCAUGGGAAAGUAUUUGGAUUUUUCUUUCUUCUCAGUGGGGAAGCUUUGAGGAUUUUUGAACAGAGGAGUGGCCCAGUAGAUCUGUGCUUCUGGACCAGUGUUGACCAUUGGGGAGUAUUAAUGCCCAAAGCAGUGCACUGUAGCUCCUUUUCAUUAAGGAGGCUCCAGUCUGCUCUCAGUUGCUCUAAGUGUCCCUCUCUGUGAAUGUUUUGAGAGAGGAGCUGUGUUCAGCAGGUCUGCAAGCUGUUUUUCUAUUUGGGAAGAUGUAAACCUCAUGGCUCUUCUCCUAUCUCAGUUUUGCUCUCUCAGGAUGUUGAUGAGACCCAGGGAGAAAGUCUCAAGGACGAAGUCACCUCUAGGCCCUCGACAGUGGAAUCUCAGGGACUAUUGACCUUCAAGGACAUAUCUGUGGACUUCACCCAGGAGGAGUGGGGGCAACUGGCCCCUGCUCACCGGAAUCUAUACCGGGAGGUGAUGCUGGAGAACUAUGGGAACCUGGUCUCUGUGGGAUAUCAGCUCUCCAAACCUGGUGUGAUUUCCCAGUUGGAGAAAGGAGAAGAGCCAUGGCUGAUCGAGAGAGAGAUUUCAGGAAGUCCAAGUUCAGACUUGGAGAAUAAAACAGAAACCAGGGAGUCAACCUUAAAGAAUGAUAUUUCAGGGGAAGAAUUACACCAUGGCCUAAGGAAGGAACAGUCCACAAGAAGAAGCACCAUAUAUUCCACAUUGGGAAGAGUCUCCAAAUGUGAUAAGUUAGAAAGCCACCAGGAAAACCAAGGAAUGGGUGAGCGGCAGAUCCCCUUGACCCACAAGGAAACACUCACCCAGGAGAGAGGCCGAGAAUCUAACAGAUUUGAGAAAAGUAUUAAUGUGAGCUCAAAAGUUAUUCCUGGACAAGAAGGUCCUCCAAGAAAAAAAGACCAUAAAUAUGAUAUAUCUAGAAAGAAAAGUAGAUACAAUUUAGAUUUGAUCAAUGAUUCAAGGAGUUAUACAAGAAUGAAAACUUUUGAAUGUAAUAUUUGUGAAAAAAUCUUCAAACAGCUCAUUCACCUUACAGAACACAUGAGAAUUCAUACUGGAGAGAAACCUUUCCGAUGUAAAGAGUGUGGAAAAGCCUUUAGCCAAAGUUCAUCCCUUAUUCCACAUCAGAGAAUCCAUACUGGUGAGAAACCCUAUGAAUGUAAGGAAUGUGGGAAAACCUUCAGACAUCCAUCAUCUCUUACUCAACAUGUUAGAAUCCAUACUGGGGAGAAGCCCUAUGAAUGUGGCAUAUGUGAGAAAGCAUUCAGCCAGAGCAUUGGGCUGAUCCAGCACCUGAGAACUCAUGUUAGAGAUAAACCUUUCACCUGCAAAGAUUGUGGAAAAGCAUUUUUCCAGAUUAGACACCUUAGGCAACAUGAGAUUAUUCAUACGGGUGUGAAACCCUACAUUUGUAAUGUAUGCAGUAAAACCUUCAGCCAUAGCACGUACCUAACUCAACACCAGAGAACUCAUACUGGGGAAAGACCAUAUAAAUGUAAGGAAUGUGGGAAAGCCUUUAGCCAGAGAAUUCAUCUUUCUAUUCAUCAGAGAGUCCACACGGGAGUGAAACCUUAUGAAUGCAGUCAUUGUGGGAAAGCUUUUAGGCAUGAUUCAUCCUUUGCUAAACAUCAGAGAAUUCAUACUGGAGAAAAACCUUAUGAUUGUAAUGAAUGUGGAAAAGCCUUCAGCUGUAGUUCAUCACUUAUUAGACAUUGCAAAACACACUUAAGAAAUACCUUCAGCAAUGAUAUGUGACAUGUUCAACAUCAAAGAAUCCUCAUAAUGGAACAAAAGCCUCUAAAUCAGAGGUUUUCUGACUUUUGGAUUUCAAGAAGCAAUGAAUUUUUUUAACGACUUGAUCCAAUGUUACAACUAUCAGUUUUGCCAUAUUAAAGAAAGUACCUUUUACCAACAUUGCUUCAGAAAAGAAAGGGCAUUUUAAUAUUUUUAAAUAUAGGAAGGAUGUAAUCAUUAGGAAUAAUACUUAACAUUGAAUUAAGUUAGCUUUAUGAAAAUCUCCCAAAUUUGUCUUUAUUUUUCUCAUUUCAUUAUGGGCCAGUGAAAAGUUCAUCAUGCCAAAUUAUUGAUACUUGGAUUGGCUUUUGAGAAUCACUGUUUUAAUAUCCCUUAAAUAAUCAGAAUAAAAUAUAAAGUAUAAUUUUUUACUAUAGACCUUUAUAUGGCUAGAAGAGGUAUAAAAAAAUACUGGUUGGCUCAUUUCUAGAAGAAAUAAUGUAAAGGAACCUUUCUAGAAUUGAUAGAUAACCUACUACACAUGAAAUAACUUAAGUAUAUUUUAUGGUUUCUUGUAGAGAAUUGGCAAACUUUUCAUAAAGGGCCAGAUGGUAAGCAUGUUAGGUAUUGUGGGUCAUAUGUGGGUCAUAUUGUGGGUCAUACUGUCAGACCACUCAACUCACAAUGUUAGUGCAAAAACAUCCAGAGAGACCUAUAAACCAGGGUAUCUCAGCCUUGGCACUGCUGAUAUUUUGGGCCAGAUGUUUUAGGCAGCUGUCCUGUGCACAACAGAGGGUUUAGCAGUAUCUCUGGCCACAAGUUGCCAGUAACAGAUGCCAAUAGUGUCCCCCCUGCCCCGUAACAACCAAAAAUGUCUCCAGAUGUCGCUAGAUGUGCCCUGGGGGUCAAGAUUGUACUCAUGAAGUACUUGAAAACCAUUGACCUAAAUGAAUGGGUGUAGCUCUGUUCCAAUAAACAGUAAACUUCAUGCAAAAAAUUGGUGUUUGGUU
This is a messenger RNA of Zalophus californianus (California sea lion), 4291 nucleotides long. It is a transcript of the gene ZFP69B, whose product is annotated as ZFP69 zinc finger protein B. NCBI's taxonomy places the organism in Eukaryota, Metazoa, Chordata, Mammalia, Carnivora, Otariidae. Gene Ontology annotation, biological process: regulation of cytokine production; regulation of immune system process; negative regulation of transcription by RNA polymerase II. Bases 2004 to 3302 code for a protein of 432 amino acids. The record is from RefSeq and is a predicted model, not a curated record. The transcript has 5 exons.